Molecule: messenger RNA, 2792 nt
Organism: Nasonia vitripennis (jewel wasp)
Lineage: Eukaryota; Metazoa; Arthropoda; Insecta; Hymenoptera; Pteromalidae
Product: monocyte to macrophage differentiation factor 2
Exons: 5
Coding region: 680-1525 (281 amino acids)
Cellular component (GO): membrane
Molecular function (GO): pore-forming activity
Source: RefSeq, a predicted model, not a curated record
CGUCAAGAUCGCCAUGCGCGACGGUACUUGCGCGACUAAGCCUCCGCAUUACGUAAUUGACGAGUCGCAUAUAUGUAUUUCGAUGCAUCGGACGACGACGGCCGUCGCGGUUUUCUCGAGGAUCUUCGAAGCGCGGCGCGCGUUAUCACCGCGCUGGCAGCGAGAAAGCCGAUCUUUAUCGCGCAACGUUCAUUAAUUUCUGCAGCCGGUGCUGCUACCGAGGCGAUUUUAUUGCCAAAAACUUAUUUUUGAUGCGCGCCCGCGCUCGCGACAGUCUAUAUCGCGCGAGUAUUUUCUAGUGGAGGAGCGCGUGUGCGGGUAUACGUAAGUGUGCUAUAAUGAGCGGCUGCGCUGCGACGCGAUACGAUCGGGCUACUGUGUGCUGCUCCGAUGUCAGUCGCGCGAGGGUGGCCGGCUCGGAUGGAUAUGACGGACGAAGUCGGAACGUCGUCGGGAUACUUCUUUGUGUGAUUCGGUGUGCUGGUUUAGAUGCGUUAAGUUUUGAUCGAGGUAAAGAGUAGUCCUACGAAUAAAUGAUAGUAAUUUGUAUAGCCAGUUACGUAACAUUUUGCACUGAAUUAAAAAGAAAAGCUGAGCAUCGGUAUCGUCCAGUGUACACUUUAUAAGCAAAUGCCUUCUUACCCUGCUGGCAUUGACUUAGACGUAGUUAAUUUUAAAAAUGGAUGGAUCGAGCCAGCACCAGUUCAAUGUAGCCAUUAAGAAAAUCCUGCAAAUGCAUCGACUCAAAGAAGUGAAAUGGAAGAACGAAAAGGCGUGCGCGCACGAGGCUUAUGUGCCGACGUUCGUGGAGCACGUGGCGAACGUGUUCACCCACGGGAUCUGGAUCGUGCCGGCGUUGCUGGGCGCCCUGGAGCUCAUCGAGCGCGCCUCCACCAAGCCGAAACUAUUCUCGGCCAUCAUCUACGGCACCUCGCUGCUCCUGCUAUUCACCGUCUCCACGGUCUUCCACAGCAUUCACUAUUGCUUUCAUAAUGGUAAACUGGUGCAUCUGAAGGACGUGCUGCACAGGUGCGACCGGGCGAUGAUCUACGUCUUCAUAGCGGCAACCUACUUCCCCUGGCUGAACCACGAACCGGUCCAAGGUGACGUGCUGCUGCCCACCAUGCGCAUUCUCGUCUGGAUCAUGGCUGCUGUUGGUAUCCUCUACCAGCAGAUCUUCCACGAGCGCUACAAGUGGCUCGAGACCACCUUCUACGUCAUCAUGGGCAUCGGCCCCAGUAUCGCGAUAGUUGGAAUUGACGACUAUAACAACAUUCUUGAAUUGAAGCUGGGUGGACUAGCGUACCUACUGGGCAUCGUGUUUUUCAAGUCGGACGGCCGGAUCCCGUGCGCCCACGCGAUCUGGCACUUGUUCGUGGCGACGGGCGCGGGCUUCCACUACCUGGCGAUCCUUCAUCACCUCUACCCGGACUCGGAUUCGCCCAUCUUAGCCUCGGGCGAGCGGCUCUACAACAUCUUGGCUGCCAGCGAUCAUCACAUCGUCGAAUCUCAUACCGAGUUCUAGCUCUCUCUCUCUCUCUCUCUCUCUCUCUCUCUCUCUCUCUCUCUCUCUCUCUCUCUCUCUCUCUCUCUCACACACAACUUGUAACUUCAUAUUCUACCCACCUGAUGCAAAAUAUACAUGACCAAAUGCCAAAGCCGAUUCGCGCGGGAGCGGAAGUCGCGAGUUUGACGUGCGUCCAAUUCAUACGCUAAAUUAUAAUUGUACAAAAUCCGGAUAAUCUUGUGGGUAUUCGAAAGCUCGCGAUUUCCAGAAUGAUCUUCCGCGGAUCGAUAAUCUAGAUGAAUUGUAGUCAAAUUCGAGGGUAACGAACGUUUUCGAUGAUAUUACAUUUUUAUAAAUAGGGAACCGACAUGAAUUUUUUCUAUUUAUUUUUCGAGCGAAAUAGUAUACUACUAGAAACUGAAUGCGAAAGUGAAGAAACGUAUUUUUUACUCCAGCAUUUUGUAUGUAUAGACUUUUUUCAAAUUUGCCAAAGCAAGGUUGUAGGCGCAAAUUAUGCUGAACUGUUUCCUACAGCAGGCUAGAAAAUAAAUCAUGAUUUCGGUACUGUCUGUUCCCUAUUGAAUUUAAUUCUCGAAAAGGAUUAAUCAAGUUAACAUGUACAAACGUAGCAUAAGAUUGAAAUUUCGACUGUUGUUUCGAAGCAUUAUCUUUUACAACUUAUACCUCUCAAGCUGAUUUUGGUAUCGUUGUAGGUGCAGGUAAACGUUAUUUUUACUCUAUCUACUUAGAGUUGAAAAAUAAUGAGUUUUAACCAAUUAUUUGCUCUUUUCUAAACGAGCUAACGUGAUAAAACUAGCUAAAAGAAUUAUACAUUGUGAUUGAAAUAUUUGUUAGUGUGUUCUGUUAUACGCGUAGAGGAUAUUAAGACUUGAUCGAUUUCAAAAUCAAUCGUAUGUUGUAAUAAAUAUUUUUAACGAGAUAUAAAUGUGCAAUGGGAAUGUAGACAUAGAAAAUAUAAAAUUUAUUCUUUUUCUAACCUUGGCAAGACUCAAAAUUUAUUGUUAUUGUUUUGUCUCGCUUUCUAAAGUUAACGUUGCAUCAAAUUUUUUAGCCAUUAUCAAAUUUGAUCUCUAUUUUGAGAAAAGUUGCGCGUCAAAAAAUAUACACAUAUUUUUAUUCAAAUGAAUGGACUGUUACGAAAUCUUUCACGGCAUCGAAACAUAAGUUUGAAAAAAAUUGUGUAUCUAUUUGAAUUUAAUUUAAGUAUUUAUGUAAGAUACGAUAAUGUAUUAAAAGCAUUUCAAUAAAAAAUUACUCAGAAGUA